Molecule: messenger RNA, 693 nt
Organism: Macrobrachium nipponense
Lineage: Eukaryota; Metazoa; Arthropoda; Malacostraca; Decapoda; Palaemonidae
Exons: 4
Coding region: 1-693 (230 amino acids)
Source: RefSeq, a predicted model, not a curated record
AUGACGUGCUGGAUAAAUGAUGACAAAGGCAGCACAUACUCUUAUUCAAGUAUAGUAGACAGAUUAGAUUGGAAUGCAGUUCCCAAUAUGCAAGGUUCACGACUGCGGCCAAAGAAGUUAAUGAAAGAGUGGAAGAUAAGAACAGACAAGGUAGUAAAUAUAAUAUCAACAUAUGCUCCUCAGAUGGGUUGCCAAGAACAAGAGAAAGAAUUAUUUAGACAAGAGUUUGAGGCUCUCAUUAGAACAGUGAAAUAUGAGUUGAAACUAAUAAUAGAAGCUGAUAUGAAUGGCAGGGUGGGAAAGAGAAGAGAUGGGUAUGAAAGGUACAUGGAGGCCAUGGGUUUGGAAUUAGGAAUGAAGAUGGGGAUUAUUUAUUGGAGAUGGCUCAGAAGGGUCAGCAUUAAGCCCAUUUUUGUUAGUACUGGUCAUGAUGUGUUGAGUGAAGCGAUCAGGAAUGAAGAGCUCUGGCAAUUGUUGUUCUCUGAUGGUCUGGUGAUUACUGGAGAGUGGCAGGAAUCUUUAGAGAAGGGUGACUUAAAGGUCAUUUGUGGCAAAAUCUUAGCUCAGUUUACCAAUGUCAGUGCUGCUCUUAGUGAUAGUGUUGUGAAUGUUGAGGAGGUGGCUGUUUGUCCUACCGGUGCUCCUAGACAAAGGUCACUGUCCCACUCCCCCACACCGGGGGAGAAGACAUAA